UAUUUUUCAUUAAUAUUUAAAGCGAUUUUUCAAUAGCAUCACCACUACGGACAGCAAAUUUAGGUUGGAAUCAAUAAUGCAGCCCUGAGUAGAUGCCGUUAUAUCGUAGCUUAUUCAGAAUUUAAUAAUGAGUGCUUCUAGACAUACUAUAACUGCUCUUUUUUGUGUUGCUCAGGAUGAUGUUGUGUCGUUGCGAAUUUUAUGUUCACAAGCCCGCAGUUAUCAGCAGAAUAUAGAUGAACUGGACAUGUAUGGGAACACCGCAUUAUUAAAAGCUUGCUAUAUGGGAAGAUAUGAGUGCGCUCGCGUUUUGUUGGAUUUUGGGGCUGAUAUUCAUGCUGUCAACUAUUUUGGACAAAAUGCAUUAACUUUGGCAACAUUUGCUGGACAUUUGCCCUUGGUAUCGGAAUUAUUGCGCCACCGCACCUAUAAGGACUUUAAUUUGUCGUCGCUAAUUCCGGCUAUUUGUGUUGCAACAAUGCAACAGCACGCAUCUUUAGAGGAUUAUUUUAGACGUCUGGAGCCAAAAGGCAUCCAAGACCUUCAUACUGUUCAUGGCCAUGGAGUAAACGAAUUGCGACAAAUGGUAAAUAUGAAAUUUAAAAAAAGACAACCGCAGCUAUUUCAGAGAAUAUGAUUAAUAAUAAUAUACAAAUUUAUUUAAGUAAUUAUCUUUGAGAAUCAUUACGGUAAAUAAAAUGAAACAAUUCAGCCAGGGCUGCAAACAUACAAUCAGUACUUAUUUCAGUGGUUAGGCAACGCCAUUUAUUUGCGCCAAAUUGACAGCUGUUAUUCGCGCCAAAACGCCGAGUUUUGCCGCGACGAAGGUAUUUAUCAUCGAAGAGUCAAACAAGAAACACGCUGCUCGCAAGCGGUUGUACUUUAUUUCUAGAAUUGCAACAAGAAUAAAAAAUA
Messenger RNA from Drosophila sulfurigaster albostrigata, 915 nucleotides. RefSeq names its product DNA replication inhibitor plutonium. The coding region runs from base 128 to 637 and encodes 169 amino acids. The record is from RefSeq and is a predicted model, not a curated record. The transcript is spliced from 3 exons. NCBI's taxonomy places the organism in Eukaryota, Metazoa, Arthropoda, Insecta, Diptera, Drosophilidae. Gene Ontology annotation, molecular function: protein binding.